Dromiciops gliroides (monito del monte) is the source of this 924-nucleotide messenger RNA. Its product is annotated as vomeronasal type-1 receptor 1-like. Gene Ontology annotation, molecular function: pheromone receptor activity. The transcript has a single exon. Gene Ontology annotation, cellular component: membrane. Gene Ontology annotation, biological process: G protein-coupled receptor signaling pathway. Bases 1 to 924 code for a protein of 307 amino acids. Lineage: Eukaryota; Metazoa; Chordata; Mammalia; Microbiotheria; Microbiotheriidae. The record is from RefSeq and is a predicted model, not a curated record.
AUGGCUUCUAAUGACAUUGUAUUGGGGUUCAUUUUUCUCUUUCAGACUGGAUUUGGGGCCCUGGGGAACUCCUUCCUCCUAGGCCUUUAUACCAUCAAUUUCUUCAUCGGUCCAAAGUUGAGGCUUAUAGACAUGAUUCUCUAUCACUUGGCCUUUGUCAAUGACUUGAUGCUUCUGUCCAAAGGGAUCCCUCAGACAAUGGCUGCAUUUGGGCUCACCAAUUUCCUGGAUGAUGUGGGAUGUAAACUUGUCUUUUACCUUCACCGAGUGGCCCGAGGCCUUUCUCUUUGUACCACCUGCCUCCUGAGUAGCUUUCAAGCCAUCACUUUAAGUUCUGGGAGCUCCAGAUGGGCAGGCCUCAAAGCUAGAGCCCUAAAGUUCAUUGUCUCUAUUUGUUUCUUGUGCUGGACUUUUCAUCUGGUGGCAUAUUACGUCACUUUGUUAUAUGUCAAAGGGCCAAAUAGGAGCAAAAAUAUCACUGGAAGUAAUUAUUUAAUUUAUUGUUCUGCUACAACUGAUGUUUUAUUUAAUGUUGCACUAUAUGUAUUCUUAAUAUUCCUACCUGAUGUUUUAUGUGUAGCAAUCAUGGUGGGGACCAGUGGAUAUAUGGUUUUUGUUUUGUGCAAACACCACCAGAGAGCCAAGUAUAUCCAUGGUAAUAAUCUCACACUUACUAGCUCCCCUGAGACCAGAGCCACCCAAAGUAUACUACUGUUGGUCACUCUGUUUGUAUCUUUUUACUCACUGAAUUCUAUUUUAGCAUUUCAUAUACAUUUAGGGAAGCCAACAUCCUGGCUGGUUCAUAUCUCGGCUUUCUUAACUACCUGCUUUCCAGCUUGUAGCCCCUUUGUUCUAAUUGUCAGUGACUCUCAAGUCCCUAAGUACUUCUUGGCUCUGUGGGAAAGGAUAAAGCUUCCAGUUUAA